GCCCUGGUGGUGCAGUGGUUAAGAACUUGACUGCGUACCAAAAGGUCAGCAGUUCCAGUCUAUCAGCCACUCCUUGGAAGCCCUGUGGGGCAGCUCUGCUCUGACUUAUAGGGUCGCUAGGAAUCGACUAGGCGGCUAGGGGUUGGGUGUGUAUAGAGAUUGGAGAGAGCUAGUUGGGUAUUCUGAGAAUGUCUCUCUAAGGUUGUAACAUUUAUGCUUAGUGGCGGUGCCAAGUUGUGAUGGGGGGAGUUUCUUUAGCUUCAGCAAUGUGUCAGAACAUUUUUUUUUUUUUUUUGACAAACUGAGUUUUUAAAAAAUUCUGUAGAAGGUGCCUUGCAAACAGUUUUGAGCCUCUUGCCCCAUGUUUCAACCAGACUGCUGCACCAAAGCUUGCCCUGUAUGGAAAAUUUGGAACUGUGAUUCUGAGGACCAGGUCAAGAAGGAGCUAGGGGAAGUUGCCAAGUGAAGGGAACUGCUAGCACAGAAGGGAUAUAAAAUUACUUGGCUUAAUUCAGGAUUGCACAGGAGGUCAGAAUGACUGGAGUUUACUGAGUGAGGAGACUGUCAGAAGCUUUAUUUCAGGACUUAACUUGGGAGACACUUGUAAUUUGCAGGAACCCUGGUGGCACAGUGGUUAAGAGUUCGCCUGCUAACCAAAAGGUCAGCAAUUCAGAUCUACCAGUCACUCUUUGGAAACCAUAUGGGGCAGUUCUACUCUGUCCUAUGUGACCUCUGUGAAUCGAUGGUAACAGGUAUAAUUUCCAAGUAAGUGGUAAGGCUGCUUCCUUCCACCCCCAUCCAAUUUAGAUUCUGUGAUCUAAGUCGGUCUCUCACAGAUAGAUUAUCUUUCCCCUUUUUCUUUUCCUUAAUUAUUUCUACUGUAUUUUCAAUUUUUCCUACUCAAGCCCUUUGCGUAUGCAAUUCUUUUGCUUAAUUGUUUUUUCCUUAAGGAAUCCUUCCUUGUGGCCUUCAAGUAGGGACGGCUCUCCUGUUGACUUUAAGUGCUCUUUUCAUAUCGGGGCAUUUUUUUUGGUAACACUUCUAACAACUGCAAUUCAUUAAGUGUGUGUGGUUUGUUUUAGUGUCUGUUUCUUCCUCUAGAGCUGCAGUUUCCAAUAUGGUAGCCACCAGCCACUAUGACUAUUUACAUUCAAAUUAAUUAAAAUUAAAAUUGAGUUCUUCAGUCUUAUUAGCCACAUUUCAGGUGCUCAGUAGCCACAUGUGGCUAGUGACUAUUGUGUUGGACAAUAGAAAUAUAGUCUUCUGCAGUAAUGGAGAUUUAUUUAAAUUUAUUUGAAUAGUCACAUGGCUAAUGGCUAUCAUAUUUUAUUUCAAUUUAAAUAGCCACACCUGGCUGGUGAAAUGUGGCAAGUCUGAAUUGAGAUAUGCUGCAAGUAUAAAAUGUGAACUGGAUUUCUAGUACCAAAAUGAAUGAACAUAUUUUAAUUUUUAAAAUAUUGGUUACAUAUUGAAGCAAUGAUAUUUUAGUAAUACUGUGUAUUGUGUUAAUUACAAUUAAUUUCACUUGCUUAUUUUAACAUUUUAACAUGGCUACUAGAAAAUUUAAAAUUACAUGUGGCUUCCAUUAUAUUUCUGUUGGACAGUGCUGGUCUGACUGUAGAUUGUAAGUUUCUGCAGUGGUAGGGACCACGUUUGUUUUGUUUACCAUUGACUGUAUCCACAGCAGCUUGUAGUACCUGGCACAUAGUAGGUGUUAAAAAGUUUUGUUGGAUGUGUUAACUAAUUCUGUUAACUUUGAAUGUUAUUGUAUAAUCAUAUAAUCAUCAGAUAAUGUUACUUGUUCAAUUUUUGCUUUUCAGAAUUGUUUUUUUUUUAAUAUUGAGAAAAGAAGCAUUUCUUUUGAUAGCUGCAUAAAAAAUUAUUAAAUAAUUAAUUUGGAUCCUUUUUCUUUUUUAUUUUUUUGCUGGCUUAGACUGCUAAGGAGAGAAGGGGAUCUUAAAGUCUACCAGUUGUGUUUCUGCCCAAUUUUCUGUGUUUAGCAGUUUGUUUAAUUAGAUGAUCUGUGGGUGUGUUGUUUGGCACAUGAAAGUUUGUGACUAUUAAAUCUUAGUUGAGGACUAUGAAUGCUUUGUCCUUUACUCAUACUUUGGUCUACAUAUGUAGGUAAUCUUGAUGAUCCUUUUAGAUUUACACAAAGCAAUUUACUCUGUUUUAUAGAAAGAUACUUCUUUUAUCAUCUUGUUUUAUUCUUUAUUAUCUGUAUGUUUCCUUGAUGUUUCAUUUGUGUUCAUUGUUUUUGGGGGAAUGGGCCAUUAUCAUCCCCACCCCUGCAUAUACACCUUGUAUUUUUUUUCCCUUAAUGAGUUAGAAGAUGUAUGUCAGGGGUAGCAAACACAAAUAUAUACCUCACUUUGUAGGCAAUAUGUAUUUAUCAGGGAAAUAUUUUUCAAAAUAAUGUUUUUUCCCCCAGUAGACUGUGGUUUUCAGACUUUAUUUUUACAUCCUUAGUGAUCCCAUAAAUGUUUUGCUUAUGUGACGGUGGUCCUUUCAUCAACUACUGCAUAAACUACCUAUGGUGCCCAUGGAGAAUGCCUUGGGAUUCGUUUCUGUUGUGGGAGGAACAGCUUGAGCUAUUCUCAGUCCUUUAAGAUUCUAAGAAAAUUUUCAUCCUGCUCUGUACAUAUUCUACCAAAAGUUGUUCCUAAUAGUCCAGAUAUUGAUUAUAUAAGGUCUUUUUUUUAAUCAGAAGUGACAUGAUACCAAGUUGUUCAGUAGUUUGUUCUCUUCUAAAUCUUUUUUAGCUGAUAUGUUUGGAGAGAAAACCUUUGGGUUCCCACAAGGAACACACAGUACAUCCUUUGAAUACUUGAUGUUCAAAAAGUGAUUUUGACACAUACAAUCAGGAGUCUUAGAGCUUUUGCAGUCCUCUUGUUCCUGUGAAGCAAUAUUGUUUUCAUAUAAUCUUGGUUACAAGUUUUAUUGUUGUGGUACUGCCGUCCUUUUAUUUGUUGUUUUCUGCUGCUGAUGAUUUAGAAAUGGAAUAAAACACCCUUAACUUUAACCUCUAUGGCACAUGAAAGAAUAUUUUUACCAUCUCGCAGUUCUUUCAAGUAGGUCCUGGAGAUCUCUGAACAAUUUAGAAUAGCUAGCUCCAUAUUCCUCUUUUAUUUUCUCUUAGGUACGGAUUGAGAGUGGACUGGUAUUAUAUUAGUGCAUAUAAUAUGUGUCUGUUUCAUACAGAUAAUUGACCUUGAAGUGAAAAAUUGAUGUCAGAGUAAAGAUUUAUUUGGUCUCCAUAACUGUUGACCAAUUUUUAGUUGCCAAAUUUUAAGGUUAAAAUGUUUACCAUCUGUUUUUCUGUAACCCGGUAAAAUUUCUAGCCAUCUACAACAUAUUUUCCACACGUUUUAUGCUCUACUUCAAAAUAUGUAUUCUUUCUGCUGAUUGCUCUGGUACCUCUUCUUGUUUCCAGUGUUUUUUUUUUGCAAGAGUGUCCUCACAGAGGAAAGGAAACCUGAACUUGACUCACAGUGCUGGGCAUUCAAAGCAGUGAAUCCUUGCAAAGGAUCUUGGGACUAGACCUCUGUGAAUUGGCUCUUUCAAUUUGUCCACUUAAAGGGCAUAAUAGAUUAUGCAGCUGUUUGGGCUUCUGCAGGGUAUUGCUCCAUAUUCAUGUCAGGUUGCAAUUAUGUGAAUUUUCAGUUUGUUACAGACUUCUCUUUGUAUUCAAAACAAGUUUGUUGGCUUUGUGUUGUUCUAAUAUACGAAUUUUCUUUGAGGAAAAAUGGCUUCUAAGAAUUUGAAUUUUGAAAACCAUAAAUUUAAAUAAAAAGCCUUUAAUGUAUAUUUAUUGAACAAAUAUUUUUAAAAGAAUUCACUCUAAUUUGCUUUAUUUUUGAAUUUUUAAAAAGGACUCAGUCAAAAUUUUUUGGUAGAGAUGAAAAUUAUACUUUACUAAACAAAUUAAAUACUAUUGAAUUGAUCGGAUAAUGAUUAGUAUUUGAGUAAUAUUUGAUGGGCCAACCCAAUAAAAGGUAAAUGGUUCUAAUGAAAACAUAUAAACUUACAUAGUAAAAUAUAGCAAACUUAGUAAUGUAUAGUGACUGCCUUUUUUUUUUUUUUAAGCAGAGUGCCUGGAUAGUAUCUCUGUAGACUCUUGUAGAAAAAAUACCAUUUAAUGUAUUUUAGGACUUUAAGAGGAAUAUACCGUUCAGCUGCACCUUAGGGUGCCCAUGUCACCUUGAAGUAAUGCUCAAGGAGGGUGCAAGAUAGUUAACACCUUUUUUUUUUUUAAUAAACAACAACAAAAACUUCAGCCUUUCUAAACUUUAUACCUGAACAUGUCAUUGGAAUAAGUUGCCUUUCCUUCUAGGUCUUCAUUUACAGUGGAUAAGCUUUAACCUUGACAAAACACUCACAUGUCAGAAUUUGAAAGAUAGCUUAGAAAUGACUCUUUUGCUUUCACUAUCUUAGCGCAGUAUAUUUUGACUUAACGUUAUGGUCUUACUCUCUUUAAGUCUUAGAGAAAAAACAUUUUGUUCCUUUUUUCAGCAAAAUUUUGCAGUAAAUUUUCUGCUGCUGUUUUAAAUUUUUCAGACAAAAUAUGAGCUCUGUUGAAAAAGGAAUCUGUCUUUUUAAAGCCACCUUCAUGGCUUUGUAAAAAUAUGAAAUGAUUUAGAUUAAAAGAAUUACAUUUUAAACAAUUGGUCACUGAACUGCAGAUAAAGCUUCUUCUGUGAGACUGAUUUGUGUUACUUAUAUAUUUUUCACCUAGACAAAAGAAUAAGCAAAUUUUAUAUGAUGGAAAAACUGAAACAUUACUGACUGUUUCUUUAAGAAACCAGCUUAUCCAGGGGGGUUUUAGUGUGUUUAACCUAACCUGCUACCAAGGAAAAGUUCUUUAAAAUAAUGGAUAUUAGCUGUAUCCAAUCACAAUUAUCUGUUUCACUAACAGGGAGGAGAUUUUACUCUUUAGCCACUAGAAUUGGAGAAGGUGGAGCUUGGUAUUCAGGUUUGGUUGCCUUGGAAGUACAGCUUCAAGUGAAGUUAAUCUGAGGUGAAGCAAACAGAAAAUUGUGGAGGUUUUGUUGGUAGGAUUUUUGUUCUAAUCUUUUAAUGAUUCUUUAUUUUACACUUUUCUCCUUUAUGUUUCUGUGCUUGCUAGGUUUUGUCAUUGUUUCUAUUUUCUGAUGCAAACUGAACAGUAAAAUUAAGCAGGGAAGCAGAACAAAAGGGCUGUUUGGACAGGAAAUAGGUGUUCAGAGAAUCAAACUUGACUUUCUUCUAUCAUUAUUUUCAGUUUAGAAUUUGAGUGUCAUUUAAAAAAAUGGAAUCAAAGUAAUUUCCAGUAACAGGUUUUUAUCCUGGACUGGAUGUUUGAGCAGUCAUUUGUCAGUUUUUAUAAAUGACAUCUUGAGGUCUAUCGGCUAUGUCAUUUUCCUUAAACUUAAGCUGUUAUUAAGUAGACAAAAGAGAUAAGGGUGCUAGGCUUAAAUUUGCUCUUUUUAAGGAAUUUAAAUGCCACCUGUUUUUCUUUUUUGCUUCAGCCCCCUUUUAACUUCGGCAUAAUGCAUUUUAAAUUUAGUAAUCUAUUGACAUUUUUAAUAUCCUCAUGGUUUUAGCUUUGUUUUUAAAAAGUUCAUUGAUUCAUUUCCUAGAGAACAAGGUAAAACUGCUUUCUCCUUCAUUCAUACUUUUCGUUCUGUCAGAGCUGGAGAUAAGUAGUUAACAGCCUUUUGAUACAGGAAAUGAAUGGAUUUAUAUUUUUAAAAACUAUAGGCAGGCUACCAAAACUUAGAAAAAAAGUAUCUAUGACUGUAUUGACAUUUCUUACUUAGGGAAUAAUUGUAGUGUGUCUCAGUACCAGAAUUUUUCUUUACAGACUGUUUUCUUUAUAUUAUUGCUCUUUGCUCUGAUAGAGAUUAAGGUAGAAAAGUUGUUCUACAACCUCUGCUACUUGUUCCAGAGCACGCAGAGGUUUUUAAAUUACCGCUUUCCUACCCUAUCUAUUGCUUAAACAGUAUUAUAAUAAUAAAAUCAAGAAAAAUUACCAACAGAUCCACAAAAAGAUCAUUGUGUAGUGGUCUCAUUUUUCCCUUUUUCCGUCUAUACUUUACCAUAUUUGUAUUUUCCAUAAUUGUAAAUAAGUGCAGUUAUAUAUAUAUUUUUUUCACUUAGACGUAUCAGUUGUUUUAAUUUUGAGAGCUUUUAAGUUGAUGGACCUCAAUUUACCUUGUCUUUUGCCUCUUGUACAUUUAGGUUGUUCCUGAUUUUCACCAUUUUAAAAGGUAUUCCACUGAACAGACUUCUGUAUGUAGCUUUAAAAUAUUUUCCUUUUUUUAAAGAUUUAUUUCUUUUGGAAAAAUACCCUGGAGUGAGCUUUCUAGAUCAAAGGGUAUGAACACUUUAGUGGCCAAAUUGCUUUUUAAAAGGUUAGGCCAAUUUAUAUAGUCACCAGCAGAAUGUGCUUCAGAAUUUCUCUAAUGGGUAGCUCCUUAAAUUUUCUGUUAAAAUGUGUCUGUGAAGUGCUCGGAAGUGUUGAUUGGGUUGUAUUUUAAACUCCAUUUGCCAAGAUGUAGAUGGAUCUAAAUCCAUAUUCUGGACAUUAAAAUCAGCUAAAGGAAACUGAACAUAUUUUUUAUAUGUAUUGUUAUCAGUAAGUAGGGGGCUUAAUAUUUUAUACUGGCUAUAGGGUCGCUAUGAGUCGGAAUCGACUCCAAGGCACCGGGUUUUGGUUUUGGUGGUUGUUCAAGCCAGCUUUCCUUAGUAUGUGCUUCUUCAUGUCAGAAGAAAUAUUUUCUUCCAAGAAAAUCUAUCAGAAAUGUCUUUAGAGAUGGGGCUAGAGUAGUGCCAGUUAAUGUUACUUUUACCUGUUUCUGAACAGAUUUGAAUAGGCUUUGUGGCUACGUGUGCAUUUUGAAUCUUGAUUUUUUUUUUUAAUAUGAUACAGAAAUGGAGAAUUAACAUGUAUCAUUCUAGGUUUUAAAAUGGUAUGUCAGCACCUUUCCAGUAUUUCAUUGGUUUUCAGUUAAAGUAGGAUAACACAUAGAUACACAUAAUGAUUUUGGACAUAGUUUGUUUCUGUUUGUCUUUAAGAGCAUACUUUGUUUGGCAGUGGCUGCUGAUUAUGUAUAUACUCUUAAUAGCUAGUCUGUUAAGUGGAACAGGCUGAAACAGUUUGGGUUUAUAAACUAGUUGCCUAAUGUUCCAGAAUAGAGUAAAAAAAAAAAAUUUUUUUUUAAAGCAAAAUUUAAGACAGGAGUAUUUAAUUUGUUAAUAGGAGGCAGAUGAUAAGCCAUGAGUGUGUGUGAUCUUGAAUUAAAUACCCUAGCUUAUUUUAUAAUUUAAAUAAAACUUAUUUUCUGUAAAAUUUUAUUUCAAUUUAUUGAUAGCUUAGUUAUGGCUAACUUUUAGAACUAAAGUUCAUAUGUUGAGCAUUGUGCUUGCUAAGGGAAAUUUUUUUUUUUUACUAUCUAUUUUGUUUGUCAUGGCUGAAGAGUUUGAGUUUUCCAGACACUUUGAUUUUCUUAACGUUUGUAAUAGAAGAGAAAACUUAAAAUUGUCUAUUACUGAUUUACAGGUGUUUCAUCACUUUUAAUCAAUGAAAUCAUUAUUAGGAAAUACAUUAUUGAUGUAUUCAAAUUUGCUGUGUGUCAGAAAUUUAUAUAGGUAAUCGCUAUUCAUAGUAUAACAUGAAUUUCAUUUGCAUAUUUAAAACUUGUGUUGGUGCUUAAAUAUUUGUAUCACAGACAUUUCCCUUAUUCUGAAUUUGAGAACCGUAUCUGAUUUUCUUCUUAACAGAGUUUAAUUUUAUGGUAGGUAGAGGUGAAGAUAAUUGUAAAUAGAACAAUUUUAGUGAAGGUCAUUUCAAGUUAGGCUGUACAUUAAAUUUUAAUGGGCACCCACGGUAAAGAUUAAUCUACUGUUGCACUUUGGAGAACACUAGAACUUUGAGUUCUAGUAUCAACUGUACUGGUCCCUGGUUGAUAGAACUAGGAUGUAUCCUUUUAGUAGGUUGAUUUCAUAGGAAGGAAGGGUGAGAACCAGUUUUCUGAAUAUCUUGAAUUGGUCUAAAUGUCAUAAUAUUGGGAUAGCAUAUGAACAGUGAUAGAUAGAUGUCUUUUAUUCUCUUAGAAUGGAGGGAAAAAAAUGAUCCAUAGGGGAUAUUAAAUAUAUUCAGAGUCUCUGUUGUUAAUUGCUAUUCAAGGGAAGUGCAGUGAUUUUCUUUUUCUUGCAUAAGGAAUAACAUAAGGAAAAAUGUUAAAGGAUAGUAAGCUGGUAAAAACUUGAGAGAACCUAGAACCAGUGGCUUAAUAUUACAAGGUCUCUUUGUUCUGUGUAAUAGGGGAACUUAACAGUUUUGUAAUGUUUUUCCUGUAUGGCUUCUCUAUAAAAUUAGGCAAAUGUUUUAGGAGGUAACUUUUUUGUUGUCCACUUAGGACAGGCUCAUUCAUUAACUGCUGGUAUGCUUAAGAAACUGUUUGACUGAAUUUGGUUUUCUGUGUUUGGAUGAUAUUAGAAAAAAUAAACCUGAAAGUUUUGUGGUUAGCAGUAUUUUGGUAGAAGAGAAGAGAUCCGUCUGUCUCUUUUUAUACCUUUUUUUUUUUUUCUCCUUUCCCAGUAUAAUCACCCUGGGUACUUCUCUCUAUUCCUACCCCUAUGGAUCUUUGUGUGCUUAUUUGAUCUCUCAGCAGCAGUUGACAGGCACUACUGACUACUUUUUCCUCCUUGAAACCCUUCCCAUGAGUUUCAUGAUAUUGCCUGGGCUCCUAUUUGUGACCUCUGUGUCAUUUGCAAAUUUUUCCUCCUUCAGUCAUUAAGUAUUAGAGUUUCAUAGGAUUCUCAUCUUUUCUCCUCCUCCCCACCCUUUUCCUUGAGUAAUCUCCAGUCCCAUAUCUUCAGUUAACAUCCUGUAUAUGUUAAUGGUUCGCAGAUCUGUAUUUUGAGUUCAGAUAUUUUUCUUGCACUCCAGAUCCAUAUUCUACCAGCUCACCAAAUGUUUGUUCUGUACCUAUAUUAAACCCAACAAGGCUAACACUUAACUGAUUGUUUUGUCCUCCCAACAGCAUUCCUUGAAGCCCUUUUUUGUUUUUGUUCCAGUAAAGGAUGGUACGACCAUCAGAGCCAGAACUGGGAUGUCGUUCUGAUUCUUUCUUCUCUUUCACCCACAGUUAACCCCAAAGUACUAUCAAUUUUAAAUCCGUAGUAUCUCUGGAAUCCAUUAUUGUAUUUUGCUUCACACCUUGGCACAGGCCACUAUAGUUUCUGAAACAGCCAGCUAACUGAUCUUUGAGUUCCAGUUUUACCUCUCCAUUCUAAACUGCAGUUAUGUCUGUCUUUCUCUGCUUAAAAUUCUUUAUAGUGGUUCUUUGUUGCCCUUUGAACUUUAACUUAACUACCUAGGUUGAAUAAUAAUACCAGCUAAUUCCGUGCUAAACAUACUCUCAAACCAAAUGAGUUAGGUAUUGUUAACCCUCAUUUAGCAAGUGAGACAAUUUAGAAAGGCUAACUAAUUUGUCCAAGGUUGCCUUAGCUGAUAAGUGGCUAGCACACUUUGAGCUGAGGCUUGCCAGACCAAAGUCCCUUCUCUUAACCACUGAGCCUUCCUAAGCUGGCCCCUGCUUACUUCAUCCUUUCUCCCCCCACACUACUCCACUUCAUAACCAACUGUUCGCAGUUCCUCCUUUUAGGGCAUACGCAAAACUUGCUCCCUAAGUUUAAAACUGCUUUUAGGAAAACAAACAUUUUCAAAAAGCAAUUCUGGCAAUUUUUUGAAACAUUCCAAAAAAGACAUGAGACACAGGAAAAAUAAGGGUAGUUUUCCAAUACAUGUGGUUAGUUUUGAAUUUUGAAGCUGUUGAAUUCCUCACAUUUAAUAAAGGCUUGAGACCAAGCUGUGUAAGAGGAAGAUUAGGCAAAGUGUGAAAGCACUUUAUCUUAGCUAUUUGAAAUGUUAAUGACCUCCAUAAAUAGCUGGACCUUGUGCUCUUUUUUCAGCCAGGUGUAUAAAGCAUCUAUCUGUGAACACAGAUCAAAUAAUCUACUGAGUAAUCUACUGAGUAAUUUAUCAGUAGGGUAGAUAGGCUACAUAUAUUAUUUUGCACCAAAUAUUAUAUAAUAAAAAAAGUUAAAUACUGAAGCCAACCUCAGUAAAAGGAAAAUUGAGGUAAACUGAGAAAUAGUUAUUUUGGAAUCAUUUUAAUUUCCUUUCUGUCUCCCCCUGCAAGCUUCCCCGCCAAACAUGUUUUAAAGCCAGAGGCUCUCCAUUGGACCAAAACAAUAGCCCUUUUGUCUGUGACUAUGGAAGCAACUUGAUGGUAAAGAAAAAAGAUAAAAUGGAUAAGCAUUUGGAAAUAUAGGUAAAGGUUGCCAAUAUUUGUUUCUUGGAAAGGGUUGAAUUACCUACAGCCAAGAGUUAAAGGAAUGAAUCUGAAGUCUGCUGCAGUAAAACACUGAAGGCUUUAAAAUGUUUUCUUGCAUAAAACUCAAACUUUAAGUAACUGCUUAUGAGGAUAGGGAAGGCAGGAAGCUAAUGUCUGUCUCAAGAUACAGGACAGCUGUUUGCUCAUCAACCUCAACUGUAUCUAAAUGUGAACGGUAAAAUAAACUUAGCAGAAAAAUAUAGGAGCGUGUCUUCAUGACUUUGGAGUAGACAAAAAUUUCUUAAAUAGCAUACAAAAAGUACUAACUAUAAGGAAGAAUUGAAAAUUUGGACAAAAUUCAGAUUAAGAUGAAUUUUGGUCUCAAAACCAUUCAGAAUGAAAAGACAAGCCACGGAGUAGGUGACAUACUAAGCAAAUGGCAAACAAUUCAAUAGAAAAAAUGCACAAAGGAUCGUCAAAUGGCCACGCAAGCAACAGCAGGAAAGCCAACCUGACAUAGGGAACUGGGAACUGCUAUACAGAGAGAGAACUACAAAGCAUCCUCAGUACAGUAGGAACCUUAAUCCAAAGUCCCUAUACUUUUAUCAGAUAAAAAUUGUGUUCCAUGAAGAAAGCAACUAAUCCAGCUCUCAACUUGAACAGUUGCACAGGUGUGCAACAGAGGAACAUGGCUCAAGAAACUAAUCACAGCCAAGUGCCUAUGCUUUGUUCCACUGGCUGCGGAUUUUAUGGAAAUCCUCGUACAAAUGGCAUGUGUUCAGUGUGCUAUAAAGAACAUCUUCAAAGACAGAAUAGUAGUAAUGGUAGAAUAAGCCCACCUGAUAAGGUCUUGGACUGCCCAGAGUACAGAAUCACUAAUAUGAAGUGUGGUACUCUUACAGCAACUUCUGUCAGUAGUCUGUCUGAAUCUUUACCAGUUCAGUGCACAGAUGGCAGUGUCCCAGAAGCUCAGUCGUUAGACUUUACGUGUUCAUCUAUGCAGCCAAGCCCUGUAUCAAAUCAGUCACUUUUAUCAGAAUCUGUAGCAUCUUCCCAAGUGGACAGCACAUCUCUGGACAAAGCAAUACCUGAAACAGAAGAUCUGCAAGGACCCAGAGCAGAGGGCCUUGUUCCUCUUGAAUGUGAUCCUCCAUCUUCAGUACCAGAUACAGCACAGCAGCCACCUGAAGAGCAAAACAAGUCUCUUGAAAAACCAAAACAAAAAAAGAAUCGCUGUUUCAUGUGUAGGAAGAAAGUGGGACUUACUGGGUUUGAAUGCCGGUGUGGAAAUGUUUACUGUGGUGUACACCGUUACUCAGAUGUACACAAUUGCUCUUACAAUUACAAAGCUGAUGCUGCUGAGAAAAUCAGAAAAGAAAAUCCAGUAGUUGUUGGUGAAAAGAUCCAGAAGAUUUGAACUUCUGCUGGAAUACAAAAUCCUUUGACCAUCUGCAAACUCAAAGUUGACUUGAGCUUUUUUUUCCUAGUCAUUGGGAAUGUAGAGCAAUGUAUCUCGCAUAGACCUUUUAAUCAUGCAUGUCAUCAGAAGAAUAGAUUUUUGUUUUUGUUUUGAAAAUGACUCUGAACAUUUAUUUCCAUUGCAGUUUCUGUGGCUGAAAAGACUUAAGUAAACUUUACAAGUAUUAUCCUUUUAAGAUCAUUUUAAUUUUAGUUGAGUACAGAGGGCUUUUUAUAACAAACGUGGAGAAAUUUCGGAGGGCUGUGAUUUUUUCAGUAUUAAAACAUGCAUGCAUUAAUCUUGCAGUUUAUUUUCUCAUUGUGUAUGUAUAUAUAGCUUUUCUCUGCAGCACGAUUUCUCUUUUGAUAAUGCCUCUUAGGGCGCAACUAGUUAUCGUAACUGAAUGUAUCUUAAUCAUUAUGGCUGCUUCUGUUUUUUCAUUAACAAAGGUUAUACAUAUGUUAGCAUAUAGUUUCUUUGCACCCACUAUUUAUGUCUGAAUCAUUUGUCACAGGAGAGUGUGUGCUGAUGAGACUCUUAAGUUUGUGUGGUUUAAAUUUUUUUUUGA
Trichechus manatus latirostris (Florida manatee) is the source of this 12349-nucleotide messenger RNA. RefSeq names its product zinc finger AN1-type containing 6 (gene ZFAND6). Gene Ontology annotation, molecular function: zinc ion binding; polyubiquitin modification-dependent protein binding; DNA binding. Bases 10948 to 11739 code for a protein of 263 amino acids. The transcript is spliced from 11 exons. Gene Ontology annotation, biological process: protein targeting to peroxisome. The record is from RefSeq and is a predicted model, not a curated record. Lineage: Eukaryota; Metazoa; Chordata; Mammalia; Sirenia; Trichechidae.